This is a messenger RNA of Lotus japonicus, 1760 nucleotides long. RefSeq names its product glutathione S-transferase T3-like. The transcript has a single exon. The coding region runs from base 36 to 1310 and encodes 424 amino acids. NCBI's taxonomy places the organism in Eukaryota, Viridiplantae, Streptophyta, Magnoliopsida, Fabales, Fabaceae. The record is from RefSeq and is a predicted model, not a curated record.
AUCUUAUUUAUCUAUCUAUUAGCAUUUGUAUUGAAAUGGAUCCCAACAAUCCCCAUUUCAACACCCAGAAUUCUUCAAACAACCCAUUUUACAACCAAAACCACAACAACUAUGAAGAUCCAAAUCAAAUUUCUUACCAACAUCCUCAAAAUCCCACCAAUUAUCAAGUCCCACAUCAAUUGUUCAACCAACGUCCUCAAAAUCCAAACUAUUAUCAAGUCCCCCAUCAAUUCUCCAACCAACGUCCUCGAAAUCCAAACUAUUAUCCAGAUCCGAAUCAAUAUUCGUACCAACCUCCUCAAAACAUACAAAAUUUUAACCAGUCAUCAAUUGUUCCAAACUCUCAUCCAUCUUAUGGAUCUGUGAGAUAUUCAUCUCAAACACCUCAGUCUAGUGGUUAUAUGCCAGUGGUUCCUGAAAAUGUUCCGAGUGUUGAUGUAGCGGAAUUUCCGGAAUUUUCAACACAAGUCAAUCUUGGUGGCGGGUCAGCUGAUAAUGAAGUCAAUGAAAUCACUCCUAAGAGCAAAAAAGCUCAUUUACCCGCAUGGAACACUGCACAAAAUCUAGUGCUAAUUAGUGGGUGGAUUAAUUGCGGAACAAACAGUGUUGUCGGAAGAAACCAGAAAGGAGAAACAUUUUGGAGAGAUAUUGCUGAGUAUUGUAAUGAGCAUUGCUCAUUCGAUCCUCCGCGCGAUUGGGUUGCCUGCCGAAACCGUUGGAAUUAUAUGAACACAAGACUGGGUAAAUGGAUUGGCGCUUAUGAUAGCGCUAAGCGUGAGCAUCGAAGCGGUUGGUCAGAGGAUGAUGUUAUCGCAAGAGCGCAGGAAUUAUACGCAAGUGGGAAGAUUGGUCAAUUUACUUUGAUGGAAGAAUGGCGCGUUCUCCAUGAUCAACCACGUUUUUGUAGUCAGGUAGGAGGAAAUAGUGGCUCGAGAAGUAGUGGAUCUAAGAGAUCACACGACAGUGAUGCAAGUGGCUCAAACUCUAUAGGAUCAAUUCCUCGUCCAAUGGGUAGGGAGGCAGCUAAAAAAAAGAGUAAAAAGAAAAUUAGAGAAGAUGCUGACGAGGUGGUGGACAAAGAGUGGGAUUCUUAUAUCCAUUUCAAGGAGAAAGAGCUUGAAAAAUUGGAAAAGAUAGCAUCGGUGCAAGCAGAGACUAACGAAUUGAUGAAAGAGAAGACUAAUGCGAUGAAAGAGAAGACUAAUGCUAAGAAAGUUAGUAUGUAUCUAAAGCUAACUUCGGAAGAGCAUCUCAGUGACCGUAAGAAAGAGUUGUUAGAGCAGUUGUCCAAAGAGCUAUUUGGAAAUUAAUUUCAAGCGAGUCUUUGUCUGUAUUCGGUCAAACUUGUCAGUGGUGUGAAGUCUGUAGUGUUUGCUUUAAUGUUUGCUUUAAUGUUUGCUUUAAUAAUUUUCAAGUGGUGACAGCUAUGUAAUGUUUGCUUUAAUGUAUGGGUAACUGUGUUUGAAUAUGUACCACUCAAUUCGAAUCUUGUCCUUUUCCGACAACUUGUUUCAAAUCCACCAGUGGUGUCAAGUCUGUACUGUUUUCUUUAAUAAUUUGCCCGUGGUGUUAGGUCAGUAGUGUUUGGCUUUUAUGAUUCUCGGGUAACUGUGUUUGAAUAUGUGCCACUCAAUUCGAAUCUUGUCCUUUUCCGAUAAUUAACUCUGGUUGAUAACUUAUUUCAAAUCCGGCACUCAACCACCAUUCAAUGUACCUACUUAUAUGGACUCAUAGAUCCAUUGAUGUACCAAUAUCCCAAA